AAGGAAAGGGGGCGGAAAGUUCUAGAACCUAACAAAAAAAACCUAUAUAAGAAGACUUGAGCUGCUUCUACAAUCAAUAUUGAUUCCUCAACGAUCUGAAAACCCUAAUUUGCUACUCUUUCUUAGUUCUUUCUCGAUUCCAAUCAAAUGGCUGGUAAAGGAGAAGGUCCGGCUAUCGGAAUCGAUCUGGGGACGACCUACUCCUGCGUCGGGGUGUGGCAACACGACCGCGUCGAGAUCAUUGCCAACGACCAAGGUAAUAGAACAACGCCGUCCUACGUCGCCUUCACCGACACAGAGCGCCUCAUCGGCGAUGCGGCCAAGAACCAGGUCGCCAUGAACCCUAUCAACACAGUCUUCGAUGCAAAGCGAUUGAUUGGUAGGAGGUUCACUGAUGCAUCAGUUCAGGGUGAUAUGAAGCAUUGGCCAUUCAAGGUAGUUGGUGGUCCCGGUGAUAAGCCAAUGAUUGGGGUAAACUACAAGGGUGAGGAGAAGCAGUUUGCUGCGGAAGAAAUAUCAUCCAUGGUUCUCACUAAGAUGCGUGAGAUUGCAGAGGCCUAUCUCGGCUCCACGAUUAAGAAUGCAGUUGUCACCGUCCCUGCUUAUUUCAAUGAUUCUCAGCGUCAGGCCACCAAGGAUGCUGGAGUCAUUGCCGGCCUCAAUGUCAUGCGUAUCAUCAAUGAGCCAACCGCUGCUGCCAUUGCAUAUGGUCUUGACAAGAAAGCUACAAGUGUCGGGGAGAAGAAUGUGCUUAUCUUUGACCUCGGUGGUGGUACUUUCGAUGUAUCUCUUCUCACCAUUGAGGAGGGUAUCUUUGAAGUGAAGGCCACUGCUGGUGACACUCACCUUGGAGGAGAAGACUUUGAUAACCGUAUGGUGAACCAUUUUUCUCAGGAAUUCAAGAGAAAGCACAAGAAAGACAUCAGUGGAAGCCCCAGAGCCCUUAGGAGGUUGAGAACUGCUUGUGAGAGGGCAAAGAGGACUCUUUCAUCAACUGCUCAGACAACCAUUGAGAUUGAUUCAUUGUUUGAGGGAGUUGAUUUCUACACAACCAUCACUCGUGCCAGAUUUGAGGAGCUAAACAUGGAUCUCUUCAGAAAAUGUAUGGACCCUGUUGAAAAGUGUCUGAGGGAUGCCAAGAUGGACAAGAGCACUGUCCACGAAGUAGUCCUUGUCGGUGGCUCUACUAGAAUUCCAAAGGUUCAGCAGCUAUUGCAGGACUUCUUCAACGGGAAGGAGCUGUGUAAGAGCAUAAACCCAGAUGAGGCCGUUGCUUAUGGUGCCGCUGUGCAAGCUGCAAUCUUGAGUGGUGAAGGCAAUGAGAAGGUACAGGACCUGUUGCUGUUGGAUGUCACCCCUUUGUCCCAAGGGAUGGGUCGGGCAAUCGGUAUCGAUUUGGGGACGACGUACUCGUGCGUCAGAGUGUUUUGCCCAUUCCGUGAACGCGUUGAGAUAAUUGUCAAUGAUCAAGGUAACACCACGACACCGUCCUACGUCGCCUUUAACGACACCGAACGCCUCAUCGGCGAUGCCGCCAAGUAUCAAGUCCUCAGCAACCCUAUCAACACCAUCUUUGAUGCUAAACGAUUGAUUGGUAGGAAGUUCAGUGAUGCAUCAGUUCAGGGUGAUAUGGAGCACUGGCCAUUCAAGGUCAUUGCUGGUCCCAGUGAUAAGCCAAUGAUUGUGGUGAACUACAAGGGCGAGGAGAAACAGUUCGUUGCUGAAGAGAUCUCAUCCAUGGUUCUCACUAAGAUGCGUGAUAUUGCUGAGGCCUAUCUCGGCUCCACGGUUAAGAAUGCAGUUGUCACUGUCCCUGCUUAUUUCAAUGACUCUCAGCGUCAGGCCACUAAGGAUGCCGGAGUCAUUGCUGGCCUCAAUGUCAUUCGUAUCAUCAAUGAGCCCACUGCUGCUGCAAUUGCUUACGGUUUUGACAGGAGAGCUGCAAGUGUGGGCGAGAAGAAUGUGCUUAUCUUUGACCUUGGCGGAGGCACUUUUGAUGUUUCUCUUGUCACCAUUAAGGCGACCGGGGUCAUUGAAGUGAAGGCGACUUCUGGUGACACUCACCUUGGAGGAGCAGACUUUGAUUACCGCAUGGUGAACCAUUUUGUUCAGGAAUUCAAGAGAAAACACUGCAAAGACAUCAGUGGAUGCCCUAGAGCUAUUACGAGGUUGAGAGCUGCUUGUGAGAGGGCAAAGAGGACUCUUUCAUCAGCUAUCUGGACAACCAUCGAGAUUGAUUCAUUGUAUGAGGGAACUGAUUUCUACCCAAGCAUUACUCGUGCCAAAUUUGAGGACCUAAACAUGGAUUUCUUUAAGAAGUGUGUGGAGAGUGUUGAAAAGUGUUUGAGGGAUGCCAAGAUGGAUAAGAGUAGUGUCCACGACGUAGUCCUUGUCGGUGGCUCUACUAGAAUUCCAAAGGUUCAGCAUCUAUUGCAGGACUUCUUCAACGGGAAGGAGCUGUGUAAGAGCAUUCACCCAGAUGAGGCUGUUGCUUAUGGUGCGGCUGUGCAAGCUGCAAUCUUGAGUGGUGAGUACCAGGAGCUGUCGCUGUUGGAUGUAACCCCUCUGUCCCUUGGCGUGGAAGUUGUUGGAGGUGUCAUGUCUUUUGUGGUUCCAAGAAACACUACAAUUCCUACCAAGAAGGAGAAGGUGUUCUCUACCGACUAUGAUAACCAGCCCAAUGUGCUGAUCCAAGUGUACGAGGGUGAGAGAACAAGAACAAGCGACAACAACUUGUUGGGCAAAUUCAGGCUCUCUGGCAUUCCUCCUGCCCCUAGACAAGUUCCGCAAAUCAAUGUCUGUUUUGACAUUGAUGCCAAUGGUAUCUUGAAUGUCUCGGCUGAGAACAAGAGCACUGGUCAAAAGAACAAGAUCACUAUCACUAAUGAAGAGAACAGGUUGUCCAAGAAAGAGAUUCAGAAGAUGCUUCAGGAAGCUGACAAGUACAAGUCUGAAGAUGAGGACUACAAGAAAAGGGCUGAGGUCAAGAAUAGUUUGGAGAAUUGCGCGUAUAAGAUGAGGAAAGCUGGUAAUCUCUCACAGGCAGACGUGGUGGAGAUCGAGGAUUCUAUUGAUGAGGCCAUAAAGUGGAUGGACAGGAAGGAACUUGAGAGCAUGUGCAACCUCACCAUUUCCAUGGCUGAACAUGGACGCUCAGCCGGUGGAAGUGGCGCAGGCCCCAACAAUAUUUGUUCUUUCCAUAGAGGAAAAGAAGAAAAGAAAAGAAGAAAAGAAAAGAAGAAAAAAUGGCAGUAUGAGCCAAAUGAAGAGGAAAUGAUAUAAAUGAAAGACUAACCUAACCUGCAGAGGUAAUGCUUGUGGAACUCACCACUAUAGUCAACAUGUAUCUGGUGGGUGAACGCGUUCUUGGUUGAACCGGCACAAGCUUGAAAUCAACUAUAUAUGUGGAAAUGAUAAGAGAAAUUAAGUAUUUAUUAAAAUAUCAAAAUUUAGCGUGCAUUAUGUUGGUAGGAGGAUGUAGUGGCUUGCCUGAUUCUGUGACUUAAACUCUAGUGGCAGUGCAGUAGUGGCAUUGAGAAGCUGCAAGGAGUAUUAGUGUUAGGAGGAGAAGAUCCAAAACUUGUAUUCUCUUCAUUUUAGGCACGAGCUUGUGCAGGGUGGUAAAUAAAUACACAAUUUAAGCUA
This is a messenger RNA of Cornus florida, 3645 nucleotides long. RefSeq names its product heat shock cognate 70 kDa protein-like. Gene Ontology annotation, biological process: cellular response to unfolded protein; protein refolding. Lineage: Eukaryota; Viridiplantae; Streptophyta; Magnoliopsida; Cornales; Cornaceae. Gene Ontology annotation, molecular function: misfolded protein binding; ATP binding; heat shock protein binding. Gene Ontology annotation, cellular component: cytoplasm. The record is from RefSeq and is a predicted model, not a curated record. Bases 148 to 3282 code for a protein of 1044 amino acids. The transcript has 4 exons.